AUGUUCUACCAAGGAACCACGUACACAGCAGUAGCAAGCGGAAAGCAUAGUUUCGCGGUUGCAUUGAGAAAUGGAAUAGUUCAUGUCUAUGACAACGUCACUUUGCAGAUAUCAAGGACUGUGCGUCAUGGCGCUGUUGUCAAGCUACUGAAGUACGAUGACACAGGCUCAAUCCUACUCUCGGCAGGCUUCCGUAGAGUCAGAAUGUGGGUGAUCCCAGAAGGAACUCAGAUGUGGGAAGUGGCUGUGCGAGACCCUCUGUUGGCGGCGGAAUUUAUUGAGGAGAAUCGCACCCUCAUUUCCAUCUCGUCACAGCAUAAACUGAUCAAGCAAGACGUCGCGACAGGAGCUAUAAUCGAAGCCACCGAAAGAAGGCCAAACGUUGUAUCCGAUGAAGCUGAGGAAACACUUCCUUUUUUUCGACGCGAACUUCGCUACGCUGAGUUUUCGGCACAGGCCGCGAUGCUUGCAACAAUGCAGCGUGAACGCCCUAUUCAGCUCUCGGAUAUUGAAGACCGGUAUGACGUUGGCAUGGUUGAGCUCGAAAUGAGCGACGAUGGCGACUAUGGCAUCACCGAGCAACCGAUCACUGCAAUGACAUUCUGUGCAAACAUUGACGUGGCACUGCUUGCUGUUGCGUACCGAGAUGGCAUCCUUGCAGUUUUCGACCGUGAUAUUCGUCUCAUCGAGAAGAGGGGAGAUAACAAAGCUGUCAGUCUGUUAGCUGGAUCUCCUGAUGGUCUAACCUUGGCUGCUGCAAGUGUCGAAGGAGUCAUUACUCUCUAUGACUUUGAGCAGUUGGUCCCCUUGCACGUGCUCUUCACAUCUUCCUUCGAAAACAUACGCUCUCUUGUCUUCAGCGGUGACGGCUGUCGCAUAAUUGACAUUCGUGAUCGACAAGCGAAUCUUUGGGCACCUGCAGCUUUGGUCAGCCGUGUGAAAGAAGAUUCAGACAGUCUCUCUGAGUCGACCCUGAAUCCGACAGUCGCAACGAGCGAUUGGACGGGGCUGAAAGAUGGUAUUGUGGACAUUACCGCCGUUGUGCCGAUCACAAACUCUGAGCAAUUCAUUUGUGGCCGUGAAGACGGUCGCAUCGCGAUCUACAGCCCAGGGGACGCAAACAAGGAGAAGCUGCUAUACACAGUCGCGGACAAACAAUGGAUAGGGAGACUUGUGUGGAAGGCGAAGAACCAAAUCCUUGCAUCUGUCAGUGGAACUUCGACUGUUACGGUCUUUGUACUCGGCCCUGAUUGGUCGGUCAAGGCCGUUCUUCUGCGGCAUGUCUUUCUCCACCCCGUCGUACACUUACUCUUCCAAGAGACUGCCGAAUGUCUACGAAUGGCUGUAGUCACGACGAGGGCAAUCAGUCUGUGGCUUGCGGAAUGUCCCUUGACAGGGCAGUGCUCUCUAACGGAGUCGAGAGUUCGAACCUUCGAUAAUGAUGGAUUGUUUCUCGAGGACCCACCAGACCCGUCCAUCGUUAGUCAAUAUGUAACCCUCGUGGAGCCAGACAGGCUUCGAAAUUACAGCUGGGAAGACCUCGAAGAAGUCGGAUCUGGAAAACACCUUUCGUUCUCCAUACCGGCUGGUCGAUCCCCGACUGAUGCAGUCCAAGGCGGCCAAGAAAACAUUAUGACCUUUGAUCGCGCAACCAGCUUGUCUGGAGAAGGUCACCGAAUACUUCUCCGGUCCGUUUCCUCGCAGACCACAACACUGUCACCCUCGGCAUCGACAUCAACAAAAUCGUCCAAUCGAAAACGCUGGAUUCUAGACCUCACACAACCCAAUCCCGCUACGAUUGAUACCCUCUCGCAACCCACCGACACAACUGGCGCAGCACUUCGCGCCAAUCUUCUUCCAGUCAGCCACCUGAUUGAGCACGUCAUCGGCAUCCGCAACGAGGGCAAGCAGCUGGUAUUUCUGUCCAAGACUCUCUGGGUAUGUUCUUACGACCUUGUUCUACCCUCAACAAAGGCGAGGAGACUGUCCACAGAUCACCGCGGAGGCGAGUACACACGCCACUUUUUUAUCCCCGACGACUGGAUCAGCAGCAACUACAACAACGCAACCAGUCAGCUGUUGUUCGUCCUCGGCGGCACCAAGGAGGAUUGUCUGGUGUUCGUCAAGAAGCAUGAGAUCGCAGUCAUCAGGGAGCCGUUUUCCCACGCCGAGAAGAUUCGCAUCACGUGA
This is a messenger RNA of Cladophialophora bantiana CBS 173.52, 2190 nucleotides long. RefSeq lists its product as uncharacterized. NCBI's taxonomy places the organism in Eukaryota, Fungi, Ascomycota, Eurotiomycetes, Chaetothyriales, Herpotrichiellaceae. Gene Ontology annotation, molecular function: protein binding. The record is from RefSeq and is a predicted model, not a curated record. The transcript has a single exon. Bases 1 to 2190 code for a protein of 729 amino acids.